Molecule: messenger RNA, 672 nt
Organism: Entamoeba histolytica HM-1:IMSS
Lineage: Eukaryota; Evosea; Mastigamoebida; Endamoebidae
Exons: 1
Coding region: 1-672 (223 amino acids)
Source: RefSeq, a predicted model, not a curated record
AUGGGAAUUCUCUUCAGUAAAAAGACAAAAGAACAUAAGGAGACCGAAGAAGAAAAAGAAGAACGAAUCAAAAAGGAAGAGCACUGUGGAAUUGGGAAGUUAUUUAAAGAAAAAGAAUUGAUGGAAUGUAUUGAAACAAUGAAAAAGACAUUAGAAGAAUGGAGUGGAUAUUCAAAACCAACAAUUAUAUUUGAUAGUGAUGAAAUGGAAUAUAAAGAACUUGGAGACAAAGUAAAAGGACGAUCUCAUUUAUAUUUUAUAAAUAUUUCAAAUGAUGGAACAGUAUUUGGAUAUUAUUGCAAUGAGUGUAUUAAAAAAAUUGAUCAAACAAUAAUUUUUCAAACAAAUACCAAUUUUAUUUUUCGGUUAGUUAAUCCAAAGGAUGUUAAUGAUAGUCCUAGAAGAUGGUAUUUUGAUUUACGUCCAGAACAUGAAGAUUAUGUUGAUUGUAUUAAAAUUUAUGAAAAUGAUGAACAUACGGUUUAUGAAGUAAAUUUUUGUGGAUUUAAAAUAGCAAAGAAAGGUACAAAUUUAAGUUAUUAUGAUCAUAUUGAAGAAUGUCAUUCACCAAAAGGUAUUGAUAAUGAUAGGAUAAAUUAUUAUAAAGAUGAAUGGACAAAAUCAAAUGAACAUUUUGAUACUGAACGAGUUAUAGUUGUUGAGAUGCAAUAA